Molecule: messenger RNA, 2883 nt
Organism: Daldinia vernicosa
Lineage: Eukaryota; Fungi; Ascomycota; Sordariomycetes; Xylariales; Hypoxylaceae
Product: DNA replication licensing factor mcm7
Exons: 5
Coding region: 150-2618 (822 amino acids)
Biological process (GO): double-strand break repair via break-induced replication; DNA replication; DNA strand elongation involved in DNA replication
Cellular component (GO): nucleus; MCM complex
Molecular function (GO): ATP binding; single-stranded DNA binding; ATP hydrolysis activity
Source: RefSeq, a predicted model, not a curated record
CCUGUUACAACUUCCAGCCUUUAUGUUCUCAAAAGUUACAGAUUCAAAUGUACACUAAUUAUUGCGACUUGCCUAAUUCCGUCGCAAUUCUUCCACAUCCCACAUCUCACUUCACUCACGAAGAUUCUUAGGAGUUGAUUUAAUUCAUAAUGGCUCUCCUUCAGUAUAAAAACAUCGUCGACUACGAGGCGCAGCAAGCUGCUUUUGAGAACUUCCUCGAAAAAUUCAAGACCUCGCCAGAGCAGACAUUAACCCAUGCCAUUGGCCAGAUUAAUAUUGACGAAGAUGAUUUGAGUGACGAGUACGAUUUUAUGGACGAUGAUGAAGAACAUGAGCGACGCCGACGAGAAAAAGCUACGGCGAGGCUACCAAAACACAAAUACGCCGAUUUAAUGCAAAAGCUCGCAGACCGCGCGACUGACGAGGUUGUAAUAGAGCUAGAUGACAUUUCCCAAUGGGAGAAUGAUACAAAUGAAGGAUUAAAACUCGUAGAGUCUAUCGAAGCAAACACCAAACACUACGUCGAGAUCCUAUCCAGAGCUAUCGAUAAAAAGAUGCCCCCGCCUACGACUGGCAUCACGUUCAAGGACGAUGUUUUGGACGUAAUCAUGGAAAGGAGACAAGCCCGGAAUCGGGAUCUCACUGAAGCAGCUGCCAACACCAAUAACCCCGAUUUACUCGAAUCUACCUUCCCGGCUCAGCUCACGAGGAGAUAUACACUUGUUUUCAAGCCCAGAACAUCCACCAGCGAGAAGCCAGUUAAGGCCCUUGCCGUACGGCAAGUACGAGGCGAGCAUCUUGGUCAUCUUAUCACAAUCCGUGGCAUCGCGACCAGAGUAUCAGACGUGAAACCCAUUGUGCAGGUAGGAGCGUAUACGUGUGAUCGUUGCGGAUGUGAAAUCUUCCAGCCUGUCAACGAUAAGCAAUAUGCGCCCCUUACUAGCUGUCCAUCCCAGGAAUGCAAGGAGAACCAGUCAAAGGGCCAGCUCUUCCAGUCGUCGCGCGCAUCCAAGUUCCUACCUUUCCAAGAAGUUAAGAUUCAAGAACUGGCAGAGCAAGUACCUAUUGGCCAGAUCCCCCGAACCCUCACGGUCAUGUGCUAUGGUAGCGCAGUCCGCCAGAUCAGUCCUGGAGAUGUUGUUGAUAUUUCGGGAAUUUUUCUGCCUACCCCCUAUACAGGCUUCCAAGCUAUGCGAGCUGGACUUCUUACCGACACAUAUAUCGAAGCACACUAUAUUGUUCAGCACAAGAAAGCGUACGAAGAGAUGAUCAUUGACGACAAGCUAUUAAGGCGCAUCAACACCUACUGGCAGACAGGUACUGUGUACGAGAUGUUGGCGAAGUCGAUUGCCCCCGAAAUCUAUGGUCACCUUGACGUAAAAAAGGCGCUCCUGCUGUUACUAGUUGGCGGUGUCACAAAGAAGAUGGGUGACGGUAUGAGGAUUCGUGGCGACAUCAACAUUUGUUUAAUGGGUGACCCUGGUGUAGCCAAAUCUCAGUUAUUAAAGUAUAUCUCGAAGGUUGCUCCUCGAGGUGUCUACACAUCCGGCCGUGGUUCGAGUGGUGUUGGUCUUACCGCAGCCGUAAUGCGCGAUCCUGUAACAGACGAGAUGGUUCUCGAAGGUGGUGCGCUGGUUUUAGCUGACAACGGCAUCUGCUGUAUUGACGAGUUCGAUAAGAUGGAUGAUAAUGAUCGAACCGCCAUUCACGAAGUCAUGGAACAGCAGACGAUUUCCAUUUCCAAGGCUGGUAUCUCGACUACGUUAAACGCGAGGACAUCGAUCCUAGCGGCUGCUAACCCUAUUUAUGGCCGCUACAACCCACGUAUAUCACCAGUGGAGAACAUCAACUUACCGGCAGCUCUACUCUCACGUUUCGAUGUCCUAUUUUUGUUACUUGAUACGCCGACUCGCGAGAGCGAUGCGCAAUUGGCUAAGCACGUGACAUACGUGCACAUGCAUAACAAGCACCCUGACCUCUACGAUGCCGGCGGCGAUGCUGCAACACAGCAGCCGAGCGUAAUCUUCACACCCCACGAAGUACGAGCAUACGUUGCGCAAGCCCGUACAUACCGGCCUACGGUCCCAGAGACCGUCACCGAAUAUCUAACUAAGACUUACGUUCGCCUACGAGACGCGCAGCGCCGCGCCGAAAAGAAGAAUAAGCAGUUCAGUCACACGACGCCACGAACAUUGCUGGGCGUGGUACGUCUCGCGCAGGCGCUGGCGCGACUCCGGUUCGAUACUACGGUCAACCGAGAUGAUGUAGACGAGGCACUGCGACUUAUGGAGGCUAGCAAGGAGAGCUUGGCUGCUCACGAGGCCACGGGCGGUAGGAGAACGCUUAACGCGGCUAGUCGUAUCUACAACUUAGUCAAGUCGCUCGCUGACAGCGGUGCGUGCCGAGCUGAGGAUGACGAGGAUGAUGAGGAGGGUACGGUAGAACUGAGUAUGCGGAAAGUGCGCGAACGUGUCCUGGGUAAGGGAUUCACGGAAGACCAGUGGUUGAAUGCGCUGGAUGAGUACACGAAUCUCGAUGUCUGGCAAACUGCGGGCAAUGGCAGCAGGCUAGUGUUCAUCACAGCGACGGAUAAUAUAGGGGAGGAAGACGACGAGUAAGGGGAUUUGUAGAUCAGAUAGGAGAACUAAGCGAAGCAAAGCUUCCGAAUGGGAUUUUGCUCUAGAAGUACGAGGAUGAAAAUAAGCCACGGCGUUUAUGGAACCGGGAUCAAUGCCAUCAUUGAUAUAACGAUUGAGAUGCUUUCUGCCGUAGUAGCUUGCUUGUUUUCAAGCCAGUUAAUGUCAGAUAUGAGAGAAAGCUACUUUAAGUAUGAAUACAUCAACUAUUAUAGUUAUUCCUUAUUCUGUAUCAUAAUAUUACAUA